Molecule: messenger RNA, 943 nt
Organism: Saccoglossus kowalevskii
Lineage: Eukaryota; Metazoa; Hemichordata; Enteropneusta; Harrimaniidae
Molecular function (GO): DNA binding
Source: RefSeq, a predicted model, not a curated record
UUUGGUCAGUUCUCAAAGUGUGUGCCACUGCAGUCACUUGUCAUAUCUUACUCCCGUUUUCUCCUAAUGAACAUGGACGUCCAAAUGGAUUUGGAUCAACACGCCAUUUCCUUAGAAUUUGUUCUUUUUAAUCGGCAUCCUCUCACAGAAAUGCAAGUCACCAUGGUUUCCACCGACAUCCCCUUCAUCGAGAUUCCGUCACUGGAUGCAGCGGUGCCAGAUGAAUCAAUGGACUGGUCAUCUAGCGAAUAUGACAACAGUUUUUACGAAUUUGACGACGACGGUCAGUGGUUUGAAUCAGAAGUGUCGUCGACAUGUUUACAAGACAUAGCGAUUGACGACAGUCUACAACCCUUUCUGUCAGAGUCGGAAUCAGAAGAAGACGGUUCAUAUUGUUACAAUACUUUCCUCGGCGAAGAUAUGGAACAAACAACGAUUCCGUAUGAUGUUAAUAUCGACGAUGACGACGCGUUUCAUAUGACCGGUAGGCUACGUUCUAACUUUGCCGUCCUUCAGACUGUGGUACACCGUGUGGAGAGCUCAAUCAGACCCGGUCCCUGGUCGUGUCGCGGUCUACAUCACGCUGUCUCCUCUGCACAGCAAGGGGUUUUACAAGAGACGUACGAGACGUCUCCCUAUCCCAAUAUCCAGACUAGACGACAGUUAGCCUCAGAUCUUGGUCUCCGCUUUCAUACUGUGAAUACGUGGUUUUCAGAUCGACGCUCAUUGAGACAACGAACACGAAUCGGUUUACUCAGAAAAAGCGAUCCGCGUCCAGCUUCUAUUAAUGAGUUCGGUGUUCCAAAAAGAGCCGACUGAUUUUUAUAUACAUUUCAACCAUGCGAUGACAACAUUCUUAUUUAACAUUUUCGUUUAUUUAAAAUUUAAAUUAUGUAUAUAGUGUCAACAGAUAGUAUUAAAAUGUUAUAUAUAUAUAUAUACG